Messenger RNA from Onychostoma macrolepis, 1886 nucleotides. RefSeq names its product glycerophosphodiester phosphodiesterase domain containing 3a (gene gdpd3a). Bases 717 to 1664 code for a protein of 315 amino acids. NCBI's taxonomy places the organism in Eukaryota, Metazoa, Chordata, Actinopteri, Cypriniformes, Cyprinidae. The record is from RefSeq and is a predicted model, not a curated record. Gene Ontology annotation, molecular function: phosphatidylcholine lysophospholipase A1 activity; phosphoric diester hydrolase activity. The transcript is spliced from 11 exons. Gene Ontology annotation, cellular component: endoplasmic reticulum membrane. Gene Ontology annotation, biological process: glycerophospholipid catabolic process.
GGCAGAACUAAGAGUGUGUACAUUUGUUGUGUGUGCAUUACUCUGAGUUCGCAUUUAUCCCACCGUAAGCCUUUGUUAAGCACUGAAAUGUGUGAAAACAUGAAUACUGGCCAAACAUCAACUCAUGUCCUGUGCUACCUGCUACCAACUGUAGCUGUGACACAGAAAAAACAAAAGCCCCUUGUGCGGUCUUCUCCCUUCAUAUCUUGCACUAGUGAGAAUAUGUAUUAUCUAUGUUCACAUUUAAAGUAAAGAAAAAGUGAAGCAUCCAAGCAGAAUGAUAUGUGCUGGAAGUGCCUCAGAAAACUCGCAGACAGCUCAAACCUGCACUUGCCACAUGUGUUCAAAACGUCUAGCAAACUGCAUUCCAAACACCACUGACAUUCACAAAAACAAAAAAAGGAGAGGGGAAUUCGGAGUUGCAAAGAGCGCGACUACCAAUGACUGACUGAUGACUGAGAACUCGCACCUAGAGAGAAAGGUUUCAUUGUUUAGCUCUUUCUCUAGUGAGGGAAGAAAAGGGAGUGGCUGAGAAACUAGUCAACUAGAGCGGUGAGAGACACAAGGCAAGGGAAAAGAUAAGGAAAAUCAUUCUGACAUCAGCACUGGAGACAGGUGCUUGGCGAAGCUGGACUUGGAUCUGAAGGAACAAAUAGAAGUACCGAUAGGAUUUUUGAGUUCACCUGCUGCUCUCAGAUCCCCUAAUAGUGGGAAUUAUGGCAAGCUACCUGUACUACCUGCUCCCAGCAGUAGGGGGCUACGCUCUUACUUCACUCUACUUUCUGAAGAACCCUCAUGUUCUGCACAAGAAGAAGCAGACAGCCUUCUACUGCACCCACAUCUCUCACAGGGGAGGCUGUGGUGAAAGGAUUGAGAACACUAUGGAGGCCUUUACACAUGCUGUUGAAGUGGGCACAGAGAUGCUGGAGUUAGACUGUCACGUAACUAAAGAUGGUCAUGUGGUUGUGUCACAUGAUGAGAACCUCCUGCGGCAGACUGGGCAUGAUGUCAACAUUUCCUCCUUAAACCUGGAGGAGUUGCCACCUUAUAAUGAGACACUUGAGGUGACCUUUAAGACAGGCCACUUCAGCACUGGGUCAGAUAGAAACUUUGCGUUAUUAGAGGAUGUCUUCUGCAAAUUUCCACAAAUAGCUGUAAACAUUGAAGUGAAAGAGAAUAACAGUAUGCUGAUUGAGAAGAUUUCUGAUCUUGUGAAGAAAUACAACAGAGAGGCCAUCUCAGUUUGGGCUUCUGUUGACUCCACCAUCAUGAAAAAUUGUCGCAAAACAAACUCAUCCAUGCCCUACAUGUUCACUGUAAAGCGGGGUUUAACGUUGCUUCUGCUCUACUACACUGGUCUUCUGCCGUUUGUUCCCCUCGGAGAGAGUUUCCUGCAGUUAUACUUGCCACAAAUCAUGAACAGGGAAUACACACCUGAAAUGUGGAUAAUGAGAAGCAGACUGGUCGUCUUUUUAUUUGAAAGACUAACAAUGAGAAAAGGGAUGUUCAAGCACCUCAGAGACAGAGGAAUUCAGAUUCAUAUCUUUGUGUGUAAUAAGGAGGAGGAUAUUAAGACCGCAUUUGCUGCAGGAGCAACAGGAGUCAUGUCUGAUUUUCCCACCCUGUUAUCAAACUAUAUUAGAAGGCACAAACAAGAGACGUGAUCAAACACACAAUGUACCACACCCUUGUCCAGUCAAACACACACACACUGUACAAAUGCUGUUUGGCUUUAAACAUACAGCCAAGUUUUAUAUCAAUGCCAUUAUUACUAGCACUGGUAUAGUGUUUGCAUGAAACUUGGUUUAUGGCAUUCUUCAUGGGACAUUUCGUGAGUAUGAACACACUUAAGAAUAAAUAGAACUCAUAUAUUCUACAAGUGUUCU